CGCAAUGUUUAGGCGGAACUCGAAAGUCGGUCUCCCUGGGUUACCAUCAACAACUCUGUUAGCACUCUGUAGCUUUAUGCUAACGUGGGAGUUAUAUACAUCCUUAGCUUUAACUGUAUGGUGUAAGUGAAAGCACACGCCAAUUGCGUCCAAGGCAAGUUUAGCCUAGGUUUUAGUUAGCCUUUGUGGUGAUAUUGAUAGUAUCAAUUAACUAUCUUUAGAAAGGGCAAGCUAGCACGCUAAUGCCACUUCGCGUAUUUGAAUGAUUUGUGUAUGGUUUAGUUCAAUAUGACAAACGAGGAGAUCACGACAUUGGCAUACACGAAAAGCCCUAAAACGUCAAAGAGAACAACAUUUCAGAAUGAACUUCAGGCUGCUGUGGCUUCCAGGGCAAGAAAAGCGGAAGCAGAACAAUACUCAUACAAUGAUGACUUUGACGAUGAUGAAGAUGAUUUUUUAAAUGAUCUUCUCAAAUCAAGAAAAAAGAGGAUUGAUGCAUUGAAGACUAGCAGGAAUCAAUCCAGACUUAGAAGCUUUGACCUCUCAGACGACGAAGGCAAACACAGUAAACCCAAAAAAGUUUCAUUCCUAAAAGCCCAAAGAAAAAGCUCUCCCCCAAGUGACUCAGCAGUAUCAGAGGGAGUAGAUAAAGAGCCACAGGGAUCCUCCAUUGAUGGUCAGUCCACUUAUAAUGGGUCCUUUUCCCAGCAGCACUCCACAAAUGUCAGUGAAGAGAACUCACAGUUUGAAAAUCGUGGCUUGGAGUCUGCUGACCCUCAGAUCACAAAUGGGACCUCGAGUCUUUCUUUUCAAACAUCAAACGAUUCUCUGACUUUGCCCUUACCGUCUGACGGCAGUGUGGUGGACACUCCGGCCCCAGGGCAGAAGAACGGGCAGGCUGUGGUGGAAGAAAGCUCAGAGACUCCACAGUUAUCAGCGUCCAACCUGAGCCAUGCUAUUUCAGUUGAUAGCGUAACGGAUAGAGAGCCACCUAAACCCAAACCCCGGCAGCGGACGCUUGGAUUGAAAGCUAAUGUUACAGAGAAACCGGCUGAGGAAGUUGGGUCUCAGGAUAUCAGCAGGCCCCAGACAUCUUCUGCAUCCAUCCCCCUCUCAACUGCUACAUCCAGCAGUAUCACUUGGUCUGACAGGGAUCACACGGAUUCACGCGGCCCCAGCAAGUCCUCUUAUAGUAAGAGUGAACCCUCACAUGUCCUCACACAGUCUACGCUUGAUUCUGGUUCCAGAGAUGGCUUCGUUUCUGGGGACAGCAAAGAGCCACAGGGAAACUACUCUUCAUCAUUUGAGGAAUUUAAUGACUGCUCCGGAGACCGACUUUCCUGUGCACCCGAAAAAUCAUUGGAUAGCAGGCCGUCAAGUACUACUAGUCUUAAACGCCCUGAACGGUCUCAGAGCGUUUGUUCCAAAAUAGUAGAAUCAAAGUAUUUGGGAAGUCUCAAAGUUCUGGACCGUAAAGUCUCCUACCAGGAGUCUCAGCCACAAGAAGCAGAUUCUCUCAGAGCUGCUAUUUACCAGGAAUGGCUUAAAAAGAAAAAAGAAAAGUCAAGAGAGAUGAUGCAACAAAAGAAGAAAGAUGAACUUCUGAAGGAAAAGGAGAAAAUGGUAUUUAACCACCCAUCAUCAGUGAAGAAACAAGAGGCGAAAAAGGAAGAUGCCAUGGCAUCUUAUGAGGCCUGGAAAGAAAAGAAAGCAGAGAGUCUCAAAGCUAAAGCCAGGGAAAGGAAAGAUUUGUUACGAAAAGAGCAAAGAGCAACUGAAGAGAAACACGAAAAAAGCCAGUCUGCUCAACAGGUGUUCGAGAAAUGGAAACGCGAGCACGACAACUUGCUCAGGGAGAAGUUCAAAAAACAGAAAGAUGCUGAACAUAAACUUAAACUCCAGAAACAAGAGACGGAAGAGGAGCGAAAAAGGGACAGCAGCUCUGCUUUUUCGAACUGGUCCAAAACGAAGAAAAAUGUUCUCCAUGAAAAGGUCACAACCGAACGCAAAGAAAUCCAAAACAAAGUGGAGGAGGAGCAGUACAUUAAAGAAGAAAGAGAUAAAAUGGCUUUAGAGAUGUAUGAAAACUGGCUGACAAGAAAAGAUCUAGAACAGAAGAGACAAAGAGAGGAAAGACGUAUACAGGCAAUACUCCGGGACAGUCCGCCUCCGCCGUGGAGCCCUCCGAAUAAAACCAUACCAUUUAGAAAAUAAUGUUUGGAAGAAAGCGUGGCCUUUUGGAUAGUAUUUUUAGCAUUAUUUUAUACAUUUUACCCAGGAAAGUGUGCACAGUGUUGAUUUAUACUUUUCUCCAGGUCCAUAGUUGGCCUGUUUUAUAUUUUUUUUAAUGUUUCCGAUUAAAUAAUGGACAUGUGACGAUUAAUAAAUUGUGACAGAAUUUAACAUUGGUGUGAUAGAAAACUCACUUUAUUGACUUGAAGAAAAAGUUUCUGUUUGUUUGUUUCCACAAAUGGGGAUGUUUGUCUUGGUCAUGGUUUAUAUGUAUGCUUACUUACAUGGUUUAUGAUGCGCUACUUUUUAUUUUUUAAAAAUAAAAUGAAUCCUUCCACGGAUAUACAAACUCA
Molecule: messenger RNA, 2585 nt
Organism: Menidia menidia (Atlantic silverside)
Lineage: Eukaryota; Metazoa; Chordata; Actinopteri; Atheriniformes; Atherinopsidae
Source: the annotation of a GenBank genome assembly